AACAAAUUAUACAAAUAUGUCGGAUAAUAUUGAAAAUACAUUACAACUAUAUUGUGUUGUUUGUGGCGAUAAAUCUAAUGGCUAUCAUUUUGAUGUUCAAAGUUGUAACUCUUGUAAAGCAUUUUUCCGACGCAAUGCACUUAAAUAUCAGGACCGUUUGCGCUGCUAUUUUGGUGGCAAAUGUACGGUAGAUAUCGAUAGCCGAACCCAUUGCCGAAAAUGUCGUUUAGAUAAAUGUUUUUCAAUGGGAAUGAAAACUAAUUUGUUUUAUACUGACGAUGAAAAUCAGGUCAGAAGAGCUAUAGUUCGGGAAAACAGGAAACGAAAACUUGUGGCCAAAGUUGACGACAACGACGACAAUAACGACAACAGUUGGCCGACGCCGACGCCCGUCAAUCGGCGAUCGGAAAUCAUCGGCGAUUAUAGUCAACAACAGUUGCCAUCAUCGGUGAUAACAACAACAAACUCGGAAACAAUAGACCGAAACAACAAAUCGCAGACAACUAUCGGCAAUGAUAUGCUGUCCACCGAUGAUGACGACAACGAUGACGACGAGGACGACAACAACUCUAUUGAUUCGGAACUAACGAUUAAGUUAUUGUCACCGCAGUCGCCGACGCCGACGCCGACACUAGUAAUGGUUGCCGAUUACGGUGCCACUGUUGAUGGUGGCCACUGUUUUACCGACGGCCAGUCCCAGCGAUUUCGUCAACUAUUAGAUUCAAUGAAUUGUCUGCAAACUACUGGCCACUAUAGCCGUCAAUUACGUAUGACUUGUAUCCAUGAGUCUAUACAUAUACAGACCCAAAAGUUUUCAAACGAUUUGCCAAAAUACGUACAAAUGGCCAAAUCGUUGGACCAGUUUCGGGAUGAUCUCGAAGAAUCGGAUCAAUUAAUUUUGAUUAAAUAUUCUGCAUUGGAGUUAGUGGUGUUAAGAAAUAUAUUGAAUUUUAAUUUUGAACAUCUCUACUGGAAUAUUAUACAUGAAAACACAUCGUAUAUAAUAAAUCUGGAUUUAUAUAAACAAAUAUCCGAAGACCCGGACAUUGGCGGUCCGUAUACUUUGCAUAAAACAUUUUUAACCGAAAUGGGUAUCGAUUGGGAUUUCGACAAAUUAAUCAUUUAUUUAUUAACACCAAUAUUACUAUUUAAUCCGAAUCGACCAAAAUUAUUAAAUAGAGAUCAUAUCGAAAAACAGCGUGAAUUUUAUAAACAAUUAUUGAAAUGCUAUUUGAAUUGUAAAUAUCAAUCUGUAUUACUAUCCGAUGCUAAACUCGACCGUCUAUUGGAUAGUUUGAAACAUUUGACUAUUUUAAGCAACCGGGUCGCCUAUUUCUCUAAAUUUGCAAACAAUUUCAAUUAUAUACAGUUUCCGGAAAUAUUUCAGGAAAUUGUUACACGAGAUGAUUAA
This is a messenger RNA of Oppia nitens, 1411 nucleotides long. Its product is annotated as vitamin D3 receptor-like. Bases 17 to 1411 code for a protein of 464 amino acids. Gene Ontology annotation, biological process: positive regulation of transcription by RNA polymerase II; negative regulation of transcription by RNA polymerase II; cell differentiation. Gene Ontology annotation, molecular function: nuclear receptor activity; RNA polymerase II cis-regulatory region sequence-specific DNA binding; zinc ion binding. The transcript has 7 exons. Lineage: Eukaryota; Metazoa; Arthropoda; Arachnida; Sarcoptiformes; Oppiidae. The record is from RefSeq and is a predicted model, not a curated record.